This is a messenger RNA of Saprolegnia parasitica CBS 223.65, 1575 nucleotides long. RefSeq lists its product as hypothetical. NCBI's taxonomy places the organism in Eukaryota, Oomycota, Saprolegniomycetes, Saprolegniales, Saprolegniaceae. Bases 1 to 1575 code for a protein of 524 amino acids. The record is from RefSeq and is a predicted model, not a curated record. The transcript is spliced from 2 exons.
AUGGACACACCUUUUAGCACGCUCACGACACCGACCGUCGUCGACGACGUUCCGUUCGAGGAGCACGUUGCCAUCCACGUCGACUGCCUCGAGUCCGACGCGUCGACGGCCUUGGCGCCCGGACCGGUGAUCGAAACCAUGUCCAAGCCCGCGUUUGCACUCUACUUGCAGUCGGGCCUCGUUGUGCUCAUGCAAAACCUCCUGCCGCCGCUCAAGACGUACGUCUUUGCCAACUACCUCCACGGCUCCAGCGCCCACAUUGCGCAGCUCACGGCGCUCGAGAACCUCGCGUGGACUCUCCGCGUCUUCUUUGCGAUUCUCUCGGACGCCGUGCCGGUCUUUGGCUACAAGCGCAAGUUUUGGAUGGGCGUUGGUUGGCUCGUCACGCUUGCCAGUCUCUGUGUCAUGGCCUUCUCCGACUUUGGCGCGCCGUACUGCGACCCAAACGACUACCCGGGCUGCUGGCACCCGAACGCCAAUAUCACCAGCGGCGCCUUUGACCUCGCUGCGCCGAGCCGCGUCAGCUGGUACCGCAUCCCGACCUUCUUUGCGACGCUUGGCGUCGUCAUUGUCGCCGCGUCUGCCGACGGGCUUCUCGUCGAGUACUCGCAGCGGGAGCCGAUUGUUACGCGCGGCCAGAUCAUGGUCAUGACGUACGCGACGACGGGGUCUGGCGGUCUCAACGCGCGCUUCUUCAACCAGUUUUUUCUCAACGGCGAGCGCUACGGCGGCACCUACAGCUUCUCGGCCGGUCCCAACGUCGCCUACUACUUUGCCAUCUCGAUGGCGCUGCUCGGCCUCGGCCUCGUCGUGGGUAUGUUUCACGACACCAAGCCCGCGCUCGUCAAGCAAGAAUCGUCAUCGUCGUCGCAGCGCUGGUCGUCGGGUCUCUGGAAGCUGCUGCACAACCGCGGCAUCGCGCAGCUGCUGGCGUUCCGCUUCGCCUUCAACCUCUUCUCGAUGAUCUCGGGCGCGCCGAUUCUGUCGUGGGUCACCAACCUCGACAUGGGCUGGAUCAACAUCACGCCGCGCCUCCUCUUCAUCUCGGCGACCAUGUACUAUGGCCGCUUUGCACUGCAGUGGAACUGGCGCCGCGUCCUCGCUUUCUGGACCUUUUCCAACAUUGUGCUCAUGGCGCUCGCCACCUUCUUUGUCAUCUGCGACGUCUCGCGCAAUGCGUACCUCUACUCGGUGCUGCUCGUGCUCACGGGCGUCCCCGUGGCCAUCAUCAACCUCAUCAUGGCCGUCAUUGCGGGUCUCUGGGCCUCCAUCCGCGACCUCAACGUGCCGAUCGCCAACAAGGUGCGCUCGUGGCUCCUCGACGGCUUUCCCGCGACGAUGAGCCUCAAAGACGACGCGGAGACCAAGCACCACGUCGCCUACAUGCACCUCAUUGCCUUCGCGAUCCAGCUCAUCGGCCUUGUCUGGAUCGUCUUGCUGCCGUCGCAGAAAAUCCCGCUGGCCAUGAUGAAGCAGCGCGGUGGCGCCACGUCCGUCGGCGUCCUCGUCGCUCUUGGCUACGUUGCGCUGAUGGCGUUCUCGUGGCAGCAAAACGUGCACAGCUAUGCGCAAUAA